Messenger RNA from Schistosoma curassoni, 600 nucleotides. The record is from the annotation of a GenBank genome assembly. NCBI's taxonomy places the organism in Eukaryota, Metazoa, Platyhelminthes, Trematoda, Strigeidida, Schistosomatidae.
AGCCUCAGCAGCAGUAGGUCUCAACAUACACAGAGGGAAAAGUAGGAUUCUCCGAUACAACACAGAAUGCACCAAUCCAAUCGCACUUGAUGGAGAAGAUUUGGAAUAUGUAAAAUCCUUUAUAUAUCCGGGCAGUGUCAUGGAUGAACACGGUAGAUCUGAUGCAGAUGUGAAGGUGCGGAUUGACAAAGCAAGAGCAGAAUAUCUGCAAUUGAAGAACAUCUGGAACUCAAAACAACUGUCGAUCAACAUGAAGGUCAGGAUUUCCAAUACAAAUGUCAAGACAGUUCUAUUGUAUGGGGUGGAAACGUGAAGAACUACGAAAGCCAUCAUCCAGAAUAUGCAACCUACUAUGGGAAAAAAUAAACCAGAUUCCAGAGGAGGAAGAAAUCAGGAAGAAGCGCUGGAAGUGGAUAGGACACACAUUGAGGAAAGCACCGAACUGCGUCACAAGGCAAGCCCUCACAUGGAAUCCUGAAGGCCAAAGGAAGAGAGGAAGACCAAAGAAGACAUUACGACGAGAAAUGGAGACAGACAUGAGAAGAAUGAACAACAAUAUGAUAGAACUGGAAGGGAGGGAAGAAUGCUGAUCAGUGGCCU